Catharus ustulatus (Swainson's thrush) is the source of this 2851-nucleotide messenger RNA. RefSeq names its product interferon induced transmembrane protein 10 (gene IFITM10). The transcript is spliced from 3 exons. Gene Ontology annotation, cellular component: plasma membrane. The record is from RefSeq and is a predicted model, not a curated record. The coding region runs from base 1442 to 2116 and encodes 224 amino acids. Lineage: Eukaryota; Metazoa; Chordata; Aves; Passeriformes; Turdidae.
ACAGCUGGCCAUGGCUCUGCCUCUCCUGCAAACCUCUUAAUCCCACAGGAGCAUCACUCUCGCCCUAGCACUGCCUCUGUUUCUUAGCAGCUUCUUGGAGAGAGACCUGGGUUUCAUCACAGGCAGCCGUAGCGCUAAUAAAACCUUCUUUACUUUGGCAGGACCCAGUGCCACUCCAGCAGCGAUAAAUCCUGAACCAGAGGGCAAUUUGUCCUUUUUUAACCAAUGCAGGCACCUUCAGAAGGAUUAAGCUGGUCUCAUGGCAACUGGACCUCCUCCAGCCUCAGAGGUCUGUGAAUAUGUAAGAAGUUCCCCCACAUCACACCAACUCACAGGGAUGAACACAGGGUGGGUGCCCCUACACUGGAGCCAAACCUGCCUGUGAAGAGCUGAGUGAAUUACCAUCCUUAUUUCUUAGCUCAGCACUUUGUGGGUAGGCUUAAGGCUUUUCCAGAGGAUUUCCCUUUCCUUGCAGUUUCUGCUCACACGAACUUUUGUUCUACCCACCCUGUUUCCAGUACUCUGGGAAUUUCUCCUCUACCCUUCCCCAGCGCCACAGCUGAACUGCUUGCUGCAACAAGGCCACCUGCACCAGGCUGUGUCACUGUAGGGUGACACAGCGUGUCCUUGUGUCCUCACCCUCCCUGUGCCACGGCUGCAUCCUCCUGAAUGACCUGCAAACUGUCCCUGCACGGCACCAGCUGCUCUCCAUCAUCAUGUCUCUGGGGGGAUGCUACUGCAGCACCCUAGAGCUGGGAUUCCGUGCAGUUUCCAGAGCAAUGGGAGGCAGCAAGCACAUCCCUGAUCCUGUGCUAAGCCUGGGCACAGCCAAGCCCUCCCGGCCUUGACCAGCCUUCGUGGCAACCCCAGCCCCUUCCCCUAAAGCAGCCACAUGCCAUGCAUCCUGCUGCCGGGGUUCUCCCACCCCUGCCUGCACUGGGAUUUGCUCCAUGCCAGCAGGAUCUAUUACCUCACACAUAGGAUUUUUCCCCUUUCCAUUCACCCCCUCGCGACCAGAGCCCAUUUUUCCCCAUAGCAUUGCAUCACCACCACCACCUCCCGUCGUUAAUUCCGGUUGUCCCCAUGCACUCCUGCCACACUUGUUUUAGUUUUUCACCCGGGUCCAUAGCGGUAAUCCCGCAAACAAGGCGGCAGCGAGUCCCCGCUACCAAGGGCUCUGUGGGUGACACUGGGGAGAGCAGGGCCGAGCACCCCCUCCUGAUGCUCGGGGAAGCCGCUCGGCCGGGGCCCAAGAGAUGCCCUUCUCCAGCGGGGCGCUACCGGGAUGCUCCAAGCAGGAGGUGACGUCCCAGUGGGGGGGACACGAGGAGAAGGGCUGAGACACGGAGGAGCUCUCCUGCGUGAAGCAUGUUCGGGGGGAGAGAGGGGGCUGCAGGUUGACCUUCCCAUCCCCUAACUCCCCCCUGCCCAUCCCUAGUCCAUGGGUGCCCCUCUCCCCGCCCUUCCCUCCUCCUUCAACUCCAGCGCCGAGGAAGCCGAGCCGGAGGCAGUGCUGAGCCGGAUAUGCAGCGACUCCCCGCAUCCCUCCUUGGCAGAGCGCGGUGACGCCGCGGCAGCCACCACGGAGAGGACACAGGACCCCCCCUUGGGCCCGCCAUGCCCCUUUGAGGGGGUGGCCUGGACCCCGAGACCCCCGCAGGGCCCCCCGCAGGGCUGCUUCGCCUGCAUCGCCAAGCCCCCAGCUCUCCGGCAAGCUUCGCCCGUCCUGUCUCCUUCUUCUGCCGUUUAUCUCAUGGAGAGCAAGAGCUGCAAAGGGGACAGCCUGCGCCCGGCGGUCCCGUGCAAGCACUCGGUGGAGAAGAAGACCAUGACCAACCCCACCACUGUCAUCGAAAUCUACCCUGACACCACCGAGGUGAACGACUACUAUCUCUGGUCCAUCUUCAACUUUGUAUACCUCAACUUCUGCUGCCUGGGCUUCAUCGCCUUGGCCUAUUCAUUGAAAGUCCGGGAUAAGAAACUCCUCAAUGACUUAAAUGGAGCAGUUGAAGAUGCCAAGACAGCCCGGCUUUUUAACAUCACCAGCUCAGCCCUUGCCACCUUCUGUAUCAUCCUUAUCUUCAUCUUCCUGCGAUACCCUCUCACUGACUACUGAGUGAGGCCAACAGCAGCUGCCGCCGCCAAAAUGCCUCUAUGCCAGAAGUGUCUGCAGUUUCUUGUAGCAAGGACACACAAAACAAACCAACCACUACACCUUGAUUGCCAAAAACAAAAAGUGAAUUAAAUACAUAAAUAAAAGUUAAAUUAGUUUAUCAGCCCAGCUGAGCAUACCCUUCUUGCCCUGAAAUGGUAUGUGAACAGCUGAAGGUAAGGGUUGUACUCUUAUACAUGUACAGGAAGAAAAACAGACCAAGAAAUACUUGUUUUAUGGCCAACAAGCUGUGUGAAAAGAGCGUGCAAAGCCCAGAGCUAUGCACACUUAGUGGCAGACAGCUGAUCUCUAGGGAGCAGUGGGGUUCUGUGGAGCUGGACACACAUACAGUGAUUGAUGGGGAUCAUGGCAGGGCUGGCUCACAACAUAUCAGGUGUGUUCAGACCGCCCCACCACCCCCAGCUUGUGGGGGCUUCUUUUCCUUUUUUUCUCUUGAAUUUCAUCCACUGGUUCAAACAACUCCCAAACCCUGGAGAGCCGAAGGUGUUAGGAAGUUCAUGCUGGGGAGCCCCAAAGCCUCCAGAGAAACCCCAAAAUAUUAAAGGGCAGGUUUCUCCUGGGGAUCUCCCAGCAGUGCUGAGAAGGAAAGCACCUUCUGGAGAACUCGCCUAAGCCACCUAAGUGGAGUGCUACUGUAUUUCUGUAAACAGUCAAUAAAAAGAUACCUCUGAUCUGUGA